CUGUAAAGACUGUCGCUUUAUUGAGAUAGCCUGUCAAAACCAUAAAGCAACACUAGCAAAAACACCUUACAUACAAAAUCAAAACAGGCUAUAAUGCUAUGGAUAUUUUAAAACACUUAAUUUGUAAAAAAAAAAAAAAAAAAAAUGUUUUCAUUUGAAGGUCGUGCUACGGAGGACUUAUUUUAAUGUGGAUAUUUCAAUCUCUCAUUUGACCUGUUGAGAACGCGGACAAAGACAUAAAUGCACAAGAAGUGUACACAUUCAUUUUUUUUAAAUUAUUGACAGGAAGCAGCCGAUACAAUGAAACAUCAAUAAAUAAGCUGGACGUCUGGAUUCGCCUUGAGGUGUAAGCGGGAGGUGUGCGCCAGGUCUUAUCCGUUUCUGGGCGGCUCGCAUUGGGUUAAGUAACGGAGAAAACAAAGGGUGUGCCCCUUCACGCCAUCUCCCUGAGAAUAAGCAGCACCAAGUAACGGGAGAUAAUUAGACUAGUGCGAUGCUGGAGCGCGCAACUUGGAAGCGUCGGGGGUACAGCGCUGAAGAUGGAUGAGAAGAGCUGUCAUUUCGUGUGACUUCACCUGCCCGACUGGGACGAAAGGGAACGGUCUUUAUAAAUGAAAGCAGCCCUAUACGAUCGCGAAGAGCCACUGGCUGAAGUCGCCCGCACAAGGAGAAAGCAGAUGAUGUCUCACACGCGACAGUGAUGCUAUAGCCAAAAAAGGCUGGAGAGAGCAGACUUCUCAAGGAUCUCCUUCAACAUUAUCCCAGGCGCUUCUGUUAACCUCGUUGAACUAGUAGGGCACUGCGCUUUUUGUUACUUUUGAGGCGCUCAAUACUUUGUUCCAGUAAAGUCAUGUCUUAUCCAGAGCGAUGGGCAAGAUCGAUGACAAGGAGAGGAUAAUCCUCAACGUUGGGGGAACCAGGCACGAAACAUACCGGAACACUCUGAGGACCUUGCCGGGAACACGGUUGGCUCUCCUGGCUUCCGAGUCUGACACGGAGUCCGUGCUCGAUCUGCUGCAACAAGUCCCGGGCUUCAUUGAGUACAACCCGAAAAACAACGAGUACUUCUUUGACCGCCACCCGGGAGUUUUUGCCUAUGUCCUCAACUACUACAGGACCGGGAAACUUCACUGCCCGGCCGAUGUCUGCGGUCCCCUAUUCGAGGAAGAGCUGUCUUUUUGGGGUAUCGAUGAGACCGACGUGGAGCCCUGCUGCUGGAUGACCUACCGGCAGCACAGAGACGCCGAGGAGGCGCUUGACGUUUUUGAGAUGAAUGUGGACAACGGGGACGGGGACGAUGAAGACAUAUGCAGAAGGCUUGGGAUUGAGGACAUGGUGUCAUCGGACGGCAGCGUCAGCCGCUGGAAAAAGUGGCAGCCGGUGAUUUGGAAUCUUUUUGAGGACCCCUACUCAUCCCGAGCUGCUAGGUUUGUGGCCUUUGCAUCCUUGUUUUUCAUCCUCGUGUCCAUCACCACCUUCUGCCUGGAGACCCACGAGGCAUUCAACAAGAUCAUCAACAAGACGGAGCAGAUAAGAAACGACAGCACAGACCUGGGGCCGCAUUACGAGAUCGAGACUGACCCAGCCCUGACAUAUGUGGAGGGCGUUUGCGUGUUCUGGUUCACCAUUGAGUUCCUGGUCCGUGUCAUCUUCAGCCCAGACAAGCUGGAAUUUGUCAAGAGCGUCCUGAACAUUAUAGACUUUGUGGCCAUUCUGCCCUUCUACUUGGAGGUGGGCCUGAGUGGGCUCUCCUCCAAGGCCGCCAAGGACGUGCUGGGUUUCCUGCGGGUGGUCCGCUUCGUGAGGAUCCUGCGGAUUUUCAAGCUGACCCGCCACUUUGUCGGCCUCCGGGUCCUGGGCCACACGCUGCGAGCCAGUGCCAACGAGUUCCUGCUCCUCGUCAUCUUCCUGGCGCUGGGCGUCCUCAUCUUCGCCACCAUGAUCUACUACGCCGAGCGCAUCGGCGCCAACCCCAAUGACCCUACAGCCAGCGACCACACGCGCUUCAAAAACAUCCCCAUUGGCUUCUGGUGGGCAGUCGUCACCAUGACCACCUUAGGCUACGGCGACAUGUAUCCUGAGACAUGGUCAGGCAUGCUGGUGGGUGCCUUGUGCGCUCUGGCAGGGGUGCUGACCAUCGCCAUGCCUGUGCCCGUCAUCGUCAACAACUUUGGGAUGUAUUACUCACUGGCCAUGGCCAAGCAGAAGCUGCCCAAGAAGAGGAAGAAGCACAUCCCUCAAACGGCCCAGGGGGGGUCACCCACUUACUGCAAGGCAGAGCAUAAUAUAGGGUGCAACAGCACCCAGGUGGAAACCUGCCACAACAAGGGAAACCGGGUGCUGGAGUGCAACAGAUCAGUGCUUUGGCCAGUGUUGUCAGGUGACUGCAGUGGAGGAAGUGACCUCACCAUGUCACCCGAGGAAAGGCUGCCCAUGCGCAGGUCCAGCAGCCAGGACAAGAACCGCAGGUCGGGCGGCACAUGCUUCCUGCUGGCGGCCAGCGACUACGCCUGCUCCACGGACAGCAGCUCCAGGAAGUCCGGAUACGAAAAAUCCCGGAGCUUAAACAACAUAGCGGGCGUGACUGGCAAUGCCCUCAGACUGUCUCCAGUAACCUCGCCGUACGGCUCGCCUUGUCCGCUGAGGCGCUCUCGUUCCCCCAUCCCAUCCAUCCUGUGAGGCUAAGGCUCGCCCGCGGACUCUCUAGCUCCCUCCCCGAGUCUCCUAAUUCAGUAGCAUCUAGAUAUUCAUAAUAGAAAUUGUGCAUAAUAAAAAUGGUGUAUAUUAGAAAAUGAUACAUUUUAUCAAUGGACAAAAAAACAAGGAACCUUCUCCCUACCAUGGCCAUAUAUGUGACGACUUUAACAAUAGUACUUUUUAUUAAAAAUCCCAGUAGCCCCAUAUUACGGUACUUAAUGGCAAUAAAAGGACUCUUAGAGGCUCAGGACUUGGCCAUUAUAUUAUGUAAAAAUGUAUUUAAUCAGGGAGCUUAUGUACAUACCUGUAUUUAGAUUACAAAAAUGUGCUUCCAAAAGAUAUCGCUCCAUAGGACCUCAUGUCUGUGAUUUUUUUAAUCCAUCUUUUCCGCGGAAUUGUCUGGAAUCCUGUCUUGAAUCACGUGCACGUCUCGUCAAACUCCUGGGCUCGAUCAUGUUUGCAUGGGUCAUCAUGUGGCAUCAUCCUGACGGCAGUGUCUGGGACGUUACGGUGGCACUGGGACGCGGAAUGUGCACUGGACCUGUGUUUGUGCAUUGUGCCUCUGGCUGGGCAAAAAAAAAGGAAGGUAAAAGGAAACAGGAAUGUCGUUUCUGUCGUUUAUUUUUAUUUAUUGAUAUUGUUUCUUAUUUUUGCAUGCGGAUUUGCUUCUCUGCUGACCAGCUGUUGGCAAACCCGUGAACAGAAGUGUCUCCGGUUGUUUACGUGCAGAUAGCUGCAGAGAGGUUGUCAUUACUGGUUACACGCAAGCAGACAGCAGCGCUCGGUCUUAAUGGCCUGGGGGGAAGUCGCAGACGAGACAGUUAAGGUAAUAUUGUCAUUCUAGCUCACGUUCCCCACAAUGUUUCUCCUGUGCUGUGCUUAUUAACAUCUCUUUGUGGGAAUCCACUCAACAGUUUUGGUCCCAGGUGAUCCUGUGAAACGGCUCAGCUCGUUAGAGGCAAUUACAUCAAAAGUCCCCGAUUCAAGCUCUGAUCUCACAUAGUUAUGUUUUCUCGAUUGGAUUUUUCAGAUGUUAAAACUUGUGAGUGGCGCUACAUGAAUUAAUCACGCAUAGAGCUGCGUGUUAAAUUCAGAAAGAAAAAUCUGGUCUUUUUCAUGAGGUCAAAACUUUUGCUGGUUGAGCCAGUAGGCAGUCAUGAUAAAAAGCUCCUCGUAAUAUCCUCGUAGAUGGCUGAUGGAGAACUAUCUGUAAGAACUCCUUCAUGUAUGUGAAGCCACAAGCCAAAAUGUGACUUGAAUUAAUGUACAGUAAAGAAAAAUCCCCAGAUCUCCCAAAGUGCCCGGUUAAUAUCACAGCGGAGGACCAACUUCAAAGACGAUCACAUUUCACCUUUCUUGAGCACCAUUCACUGCUAUUUUAUUCUAUCUCUUUAAUUUGGUGGAUUACCUCCAGGGGUCGUUCUGCAAGUUGCAGUUCAUAAAGACAGGAGGAAAAGUAUAAAUGCAUAAGAAAUUAUUUGUGACGUAAAUGUAUACAUAAGCUAAUUAACUUUCACAGGGGCGGAAUGAUAUAGAAUGGAUAGGAGAAAAUGUGUAACAUAAAUGUAUACAUAUGCUAAUUAACUUUCACAGGGGUGGAAGGAUACAGAAUGGAUAGGAGAAAAUGUGUAACAUAAAUGUAUAGAUAUGCUAAUUAAAAAGUGAUUAUUGCAUGUAUUGCAUGUCAGUCCUGACAAUGUUCCGGAUUCAUGUUCCCAUGGAUACGUUUCUGAUAUUUAGGGAUUUGCACUGUUGGGAUUUUGCUCAGAGACGCUUCCUCUUUACCAUGACGCUAAUGACGGAUCGGUGGGGGCACUGGCACCGCUGUGAGCGACACACGCCGCUUGUACAGUGUUAUUCACGGAACUCAAAGCCGCAGUCACGGUCCGAGGGUGGACACUGAAUGGGAGCCUCGCACAUUUGGAGUUGGGGGCUCAUUCCUGGCAUGGAGAGGGAGGCCCCCCUCCUGACCACUCUGAUUUCCCGGGAAAAAAAUGGACGAAUGGAUAUCCUUCGAUGGAAGACCGUUGACUGACCAUUGACCAUUGGAAACAUGACUGGAGAACCGAUGGCUUUGUAACACAGCACAGGGGCUCGUUGGUCUUGAUGGUCGGCCUGCUGAUGGACCGCCCAGUGCAGGACGGCUCCAUGUUCAGUGAACCCCACACAUCUUCUCCCUACCAACCCCCACAAUUAGCGUGUAAGAUGUAAACAGCCGAAAAUAGAAACGAAAUAACUGUGCUGUGAUAAAUAAAUGUGACUUAUGAUCAUCAAUAUUUUCUGUAUGAUGGUGAGCUCAUUUUCCUGUUUUGUUUUUUCCUUUCCUGAGAGUUUUGUUCUGAAAGUUCAGUGUGGAAACACUGAGAAUUUUGUGAAACUGAAGAGAAAGGCCACACGGUUCUGUCCGCCUGUAUUUUUCUUCAUCAAUUUCGUUUUGUAUAUUUUUAUUGAAUUUUGUUUUUGCCUCUGUGCGGUGAUAACUAUGACUGUCCAAUUUCAGUCAAUCACAAAUGAUAUUGUACUACUGGUCUCUACCAGGACUUAUCGUGGGGUUGGCGGUAGAUGUAAUGUAGCCUAAACACUAUAUAACGCGGUAAACAUUUGUGACCCUACCUGUGUCUUAUCUUUGAUCGCCGAUGGAUUGUUUUGCUAACUAGCUGUCGUACCUGCAUGAUGAAAACAGCCCCAGAGGCUUUGUGUCUGCAGGUGUGCGAGGCUGGUCAGUCUCAGUCUUCCGGGACGUUCUACAUGGGACUGAUGCGUUCAUUUAGACCAUAGUACCCAUUGGCUGUUCUUUUCUGCAGCUCCAGAGCCCAGCCCUGGCUAAGACCACAUCACCGCUGCUCAUUUUUUUCUGUUUCCAACAUGCAUAUGAGAAUCACAAGAUUACUAACAAAAUCGGCGUGUACCAAUUUGCACUGUGAUUUUAGUUUCGUACGAAUUAAAUGAUAUUGCUUAACUUUAUCCCUAAAAACAUGAGGCUAUGGGUUUCUCUCUCACGUGGGGAAAUUAGAAUUUUUCACAUCGACAGUAGAGAGAUUAGUAACUUCAUGUUGGAGUGAUUUGCACAGUGAUUACUGUGAUUACUGACUGUAAAAUUUCCACUUUAUCCAUCAUCCUCUGAUCAAAUCAUUUUUCAGGACAAGUUUUUUUUGUGCAUUUUCUCACCUGCUGCUUUUAACAUUAGAAUUACAGAGAGUAGCAUCUGCAAUGUACUUUUAACUUACAUGUUACGUACAGAAUGGCUUUAAAAAUGUAAAGCAUUUUCCCCCCUUUAAUGAAACACUUGUACUCCCGUGUCUCUUGUGGAAAAUGUAACUUGGUUACUCGUCUGUUUCAUUGUCAUUAUAGUCUAAUGCUGUGCUUCUGUAUAUCGUCCAGGAUUGUCUAAAGUAUUAAUUAGAGUCUUUAUGUUUUGUAUAAGUAAUGUGGGGGCAUUUUGGCACCUCAAAUUGCAUGCACAGCCCAUCGCAGUAUCGUAUCAAAAUGUAAAACCGACAUAAUUCAUACCCGAAACUGUGUGUAGAGUAUAAGCCAGAAAAAAUGUGAGAAACUGACAUAAACAUGUUUA
Messenger RNA from Paramormyrops kingsleyae, 6268 nucleotides. It is a transcript of the gene kcnc2, whose product is annotated as potassium voltage-gated channel, Shaw-related subfamily, member 2. NCBI's taxonomy places the organism in Eukaryota, Metazoa, Chordata, Actinopteri, Osteoglossiformes, Mormyridae. Gene Ontology annotation, molecular function: delayed rectifier potassium channel activity; protein binding. The record is from RefSeq and is a predicted model, not a curated record. Gene Ontology annotation, cellular component: axon terminus; neuronal cell body membrane; postsynaptic membrane. Gene Ontology annotation, biological process: protein homooligomerization; action potential; potassium ion transmembrane transport.